CACCAGCAGCUCCAAUGGCUUCACCUUUAGAAGACGAUGUCUUCGAAAGGCUGAAGCAAAAGGUGGACCCGGCGGAGCAGACCAAGCAACAAGAAGAGCUCAAUGCGCGGUUAUUCACCCAGCACAAGAAGGCGCAGGAGAGACUGGUGGAAUUGAUUGACGAAAACACCUCCCUGCCCGUUUCCAUAUCCUCGGUCCGCAUUCUCCAUGCUAAUAGAACGAGACGAACCUUCCUCGAGCGGAUAGUCGACCCUCUUCUGAGUUCCAAUCGCAAUGAACCAUACACGUUAGCAGAGGCGUUGAAUGAGAUUGGCGGAGCUACCAACAAACUUAAUCGCUUUGGCAUCUUCAAGUCCCCCAUAUCGGUCUUCAUCGACAGGCCGGACCCUUCAAACCCCUCUACUACGCCUACUGAUAUCGAUGUCUACCUGUCGGCCUUUGAGCGCGGCACAUACACCAUCAAGACGGGAACAGAGGCGGGGCACUCGGAAGCGGACGCAUACAUCAACGCAGAACUGCGCAAUGUCUUCGGUGGGGCGGAGACGCUCAAUGCCCAUGCCUCGUUAGGAACACGCACGAGAUCUGCCUACUCGCUUGCCUUCGACACUCCGAUACUCAGCAACCCAGACUUCAAGUUCCAAGUCAAUGGCUUCGCGAGCUCGACACUGAAGAGCUGGGCAAGCCAUGAGGAAGCGCUGAAGGGCGGCAACUCUAAGCUCACAUGGCUGUCCGAAACAGGGCACAAGCAUGAGGUCGGGUACUCAGGCAUAUGGCGACAAGUCACCAGUCUCGCGGAGAACGCGUCCCCAACCGUGCGAGCAGAUGCGGGAGACUCUUUUAAGUCAAGCAUAACGCACACUUGGGUGAACGACCGGCGCGACUACCCCAUGCUCCCUAACCGAGGCUAUCUCAUUAAGACCGUCUCUGAGCUUGCCGGCUUCGGUCCCCUUAAGGGCGACGUCGCGUUCUGGAAAUCAGAAGCCGAGUCCCAAGUCGCGCUGCCAUUCGGCGAUACUGGCAUUACCUUGACCGCUGGUCUGAGGGGUGGCUUGCUAUACCCUCUUGCCCUGAGAGGUAGCAGCACGCCCGAGCAAUCCCGAAUCAGCGACCGCUUCCAGCUUGGCGGAUCCACAGACGUGCGAGGUUUCCGACUCUCGGGCCUCGGUCCGCAUGAUGGGCCAGAUGCCGUCGGUGGCGAUGUAUAUGCAGCAGGAGGCGCCAGCAUCCUCUUCCCCCUCCCAAAAGUCGGGAAAGACACACCUCUCCGCCUACAAGCCUUCGUUAAUGGUGGACGCCUUCUAUCGCUCAAAGGCCGCGACAAAGAAGGAAAGAUGGACAGUGGAGCCGUGUCUAGCAAUAUGAAGAGAACACUUUCAUCCCUCAAAGACGGCCUCCCCAGCUGCGCAGCUGGCUUUGGCCUCGUCUACGCCCAUCCAAUCGCGAGAUUCGAGGUCAACUUCUCUCUUCCCCUCGUGAUGCGCGCGGCGGAGGCCGGAAGGAAAGGCCUAUCGUUCGGCGUGGGUGUCGAGUUCUUGUAGCAAUGUGUAGAUAUAGAGAGUGUAACAGUAUCAUAUCAUAUUCUAGCAAUAGCAAGUCUCAUGUUCGCAUC
This is a messenger RNA of Lindgomyces ingoldianus, 1609 nucleotides long. RefSeq lists its product as uncharacterized. Gene Ontology annotation, cellular component: SAM complex; outer membrane. The coding region runs from base 15 to 1538 and encodes 507 amino acids. NCBI's taxonomy places the organism in Eukaryota, Fungi, Ascomycota, Dothideomycetes, Pleosporales, Lindgomycetaceae. The record is from RefSeq and is a predicted model, not a curated record. The transcript is spliced from 4 exons. Gene Ontology annotation, biological process: protein insertion into mitochondrial outer membrane.